Helianthus annuus (common sunflower) is the source of this 1779-nucleotide messenger RNA. Its product is annotated as low-temperature-induced cysteine proteinase. Lineage: Eukaryota; Viridiplantae; Streptophyta; Magnoliopsida; Asterales; Asteraceae. The transcript has 5 exons. Gene Ontology annotation, molecular function: cysteine-type endopeptidase activity. The record is from RefSeq and is a predicted model, not a curated record. Bases 69 to 1568 code for a protein of 499 amino acids. Gene Ontology annotation, cellular component: lysosome.
GGACAACAAAAAGAUUCAAAAUCCUCUAUAUAAUAUUAACCAAUUUCAAGAUUCAUUAGCUCACUAAAAUGGGUACCUCAAAUUUCAUCCUCACUCUUCUUCUUUUGAUCAUCUAUGUUUCAUCUUUAUCAUCAUCAUCGCCGAUUUCUUUAUCGUCUACUCUCCCACCCGAGUUCUCGAUACUUCACGGUCAAGAAAACGAUGUUUUAUCGACUGAAAGAGUCUCCGAAUUGUUUGUGAAAUGGAAAGAAGUGCACGGAAAAGUAUAUGAUCAUCAAGAGGAGGAGGAGCGUAGGCUCGGGAACUUCCGCAACAGCUUGAAGUUUAUAUUGGAGAGAAACUCAAAGAGGAAGUCGGAGUGGGAUCAUACAGUAGGAUUGACCAAGUUUGCUGAUUUGAGCAACGAAGAGUUUAAAGAAAUGUACUUUUCGAAAAGUAAGGGGCCUAAAAGUGAAAAGUUAAAAGUAUGGGGUGAAAAGGGAAACACGACUUUAAAUUCGGGGUCUUGUGAUGCGCCCGCAUCUUUGGAUUGGAGGGACAAAGGGGUAGUUACACCAAUGAAGGACCAAGGCCAGUGUGGAAGUUGUUGGGCAUUCUCUGUGACCGGAUCCAUUGAAGGCGCCCAUGCAAUAGCCACAGGCGAUCUCAUCAGCCUCUCCGAGCAAGAGCUUGUUAGCUGCGACACAAACGAUUAUGGGUGCGAUGGUGGAAACAUGGACACUGCUUAUAGGUGGAUCAUCAAGAACGGUGGCCUUAAUUCUGAAGAAGCUUAUCCUUAUACCAGUUCUAAUGGUCGCGAUGGUAAAUGCGACAAAGAAAAGUCACAAAUAUCGGUUGUAUCCAUUAGUAGCUAUGUGGAAGUAGAAUCAAAUGAAGAUGCAGUCCUUUGUGCUGUAGCAAAACAACCUGUUACUAUUGGUAUUUGUGGUUCAGCUUAUGACUUUCAACUCUACACUGGGGGUAUAUACAAUGGACAAUGCUCAAGUAGUGCAUACAGCCUAGACCAUGCAGUGCUAAUUGUUGGUUAUGGUACUCAAGAUGGUGAGGACUACUGGAUAGUCAAGAACCAGUGGGGCACCUAUUGGGGACUCGAAGGCUACGUAUUGAUGAAACGAGGUUCGGAUGUUAAUAAAAACGGGGUUUGUGGGAUGUAUCUUGAAGCAAUGUACCCUAUCCCAGCCGAACCUUCACCGCCUUCUCCACCAGCACCACCCUCCCCACCACAUCCACCACCGCCCCCGCCUGCACCCACACCUGACAAGUGUGGAAACUUCCAUUAUUGCGCGGCAGACCAGACGUGUUGUUGCAUCUUGGAGUUCUAUAACUAUUGCUUCAUGUAUGGUUGUUGCGGUUACACCAAUGCAGUGUGUUGCAAGGGAUCAUCUUAUUGUUGCCCUAGCGAUUACCCCGUUUGCGAUAUUCAAGCUGGAUAUUGCUUCAAGAAAUCUGGAGGUACUUUUGGAGUGGCUGCAAAGAAGAGACAGAUGGCUAAACAUAAGAUGCCAUGGGAGAAGGUGGAAGAAACCGUGAUGGAAGAGUACCAGCCUAUGGUGUGGAAGAGGAAGUGAUCAGAAUUGAAGGGAUGUUUUUAUCAGAUCCCUUGAUUAUCAUAGGGGUUGUGUAUUAUUAUUAUAUUAUAAUUAUUAUGUAUGGUUUUAGAAACAUAAUUUAAAUCAUAUUACAUAAAUGUGUCUUGAUAAAUGGUUGAUAUUAUGAUGUUUAGCCACGAUUGUUGAACUUCAAACUUAUUUAUCAGAUCGACGUGUUUUUUCAAGAUAA